CGUAUAUAAGCGACCGCCCAGCCGUUGCUCUUCCCGUUCAGUCUCCGCUUUGAGGGUCUCUUGGUCGGAGUCGUAGACUUGAGAUCAGCGAAGGCUCUCCUCCAAAGAUCUCUCCGGAGCCGGUAGCGACUCCAGAAGCACAGCCUGAGCGUGAGCCGGAACCAACGGCAGAACCAGAGCCAGACGCACCACCUCCACCGCCUCCUCCACCGCCGCCACCACCACCUCCCAGACGAAUGGCUGAACUAACGGUUGGAAUCAAUGGCUUUGGACGCAUCGGGCGCUUGGUCCUCCGAGCCUGCGUAGAGAAAGGGAUCAAAGUCGUGGCUGUCAAUGACCCUUUCAUCGACCUCAACUAUAUGGUUUACAUGUUCAAGUAUGACUCUACCCACGGGCGCUUCAAAGGAGAAGUGCACGCUGAAGGUGGCAAGCUAAUUGUGAAUGGGCAUAAGAUCUCUGUGUUUCAGUGCAUGAAACCAAAUGAGAUCCCUUGGGGUGAGGCAGGAGCUCUGUACGUAGUAGAAUCAACUGGAGUCUUCCUCACUGUUGAUAAAGCUUCCGCUCAUAUCCAUGGUGGGGCCAGGCGAGUAGUGGUGAGCGCCCCAUCCCCUGAUGCGCCUAUGUUUGUGAUGGGAGUCAAUCACGAGAAGUAUGAUCCCUCAAGCAUGAAUAUUGUGAGCAAUGCCUCCUGCACCACCAACUGCUUGGCGCCAUUGGCCAAAGUCAUUCAUGACAACUUUGGCAUUGUGGAAGGCCUCAUGACCACCGUUCAUGCCUACACUGCCACUCAGAAGACUGUGGACGGUCCCUCUGCCAAGGCUUGGCGUGAUGGCAGGGGUGCCCACCAGAACAUCAUUCCAGCUUCUACUGGUGCUGCGAAAGCUGUGGGCAAGGUCAUCCCUGAGCUGAAUGGGAAGCUCACUGGGAUGGCAUUCCGUGUGCCGGUGUGUGAUGUCUCGGUGGUCGACCUGACCUGCCGCCUUGCCAGGCCAGCCACCUACGCUCAGAUCAAAGAAGCUGUCAAGAAGGCAUCGAAAGGGCCCAUGGCUGGGAUCCUGGGGUACACAGAAGACGAGGUUGUUUCGACUGAUUUCAUUGGUGACCAUCGUUCCUCUAUCUUUGAUGCUGGAGCUGGGAUCUCCCUCAAUGAUAACUUUGUGAAGCUCAUCUCCUGGUAUGAUAACGAAUAUGGCUACAGCUGCCGUGUAGCAGACCUCCUGAAGCAUAUGUUCACCAGGGAGCACAACUGAGCACUGCCCAACCCUCUCUGCUCCAGGCUGUCAGACAGAGUGGUCUCACACACCCCCUUUAGUCCAUAGGUUUGAUCUCCCGGCCAGUUCUCUGCUUCAACCACAGAACCCAGAACAACCGCACCUUUUUCUUCGUGUGUCACCGUAAAGCUUUGUGUGCGUACUCGUGAAUCUGAGUCCUGCUUACCAGAGCAGCUUGUGCAAGCCUCUAAACUGUAGUGAAAGACAACUGCACCAAAUUCCCCCUGGAGGAGGAGGAGGAGAGUCUGCCCUCUGGGGUUAAGCAUCGGUUUGUGUGGCUGUAGUCCCCUUGAGAUCUUGCAAGUGUUAAAAUAAAACCACUGAAGUUUAUGUGAA
Molecule: messenger RNA, 1607 nt
Organism: Gekko japonicus
Lineage: Eukaryota; Metazoa; Chordata; Lepidosauria; Squamata; Gekkonidae
Gene: GAPDHS
Product: glyceraldehyde-3-phosphate dehydrogenase, spermatogenic
Exons: 11
Coding region: 237-1250 (337 amino acids)
Biological process (GO): glucose metabolic process
Molecular function (GO): oxidoreductase activity, acting on the aldehyde or oxo group of donors, NAD or NADP as acceptor; NAD binding; NADP binding
Source: RefSeq, a predicted model, not a curated record